AAGUGUUGCGUUUUUUACUGCCGCUAACUUCAUAGUGGUUCCGCGUGUUGAUAGUGAAGACGGGAUCGAGGAGAAACAAGUUUUUCGCACCGCAGAGACCCGAACUCAAGCCGAAACCAGAGGAAAAUGGACAUGAAGAAGAGGGUCUCCUUGGAGCUGAGGCACCGGUCGCCGACAGAAGUCCAGGAGCUGGUUCUGGACAACUGUCGCUCUAGUGAAGGGAAGAUCGAAGGAAUCACGGCAGAGUUCUCGAAUCUGGAGCUGCUGAGCCUCAUCAACGUCGGCCUGACCAGCGUAGCAGACAUCCCCAAACUGGACAAACUCCAAAAGUUGGAGCUGAGUGACAACAGGAUAUCGGGCGGUCUGGAGGUCCUGGCGGAGCGGCUGGUGAACCUAACGCACCUCAACCUCAGCGGGAACAAGUUCAAAGACAUCAGCACCUUGGAGCCCCUGAAAAAGUUGCCCCAGCUGAAGAGUCUCGACCUGUUUAACUGCGAGGUGACCAACCUGGCCGACUACAGGGAGUCCAUCUUCAAGCUCCUCCCCCAGCUCACCUACCUGGACGGCUACGACAUCGACGACUGCGAGGCCUCCGACUCGGACGGAGAGGGAGACGGAGUCGAGGAUGAGGACGAAGAAGAGGGUGAAUCGGAGGACUUUGAGGAAGAGGAGGAGGAGGAUGAGGAGGACGUAGUAGCUGAGGAGGAGGACGACGACGACGACAGCGGUGACGAUGAGGACGGAGAGGUGAAUGGAGAUGUGGACAGUGAAGAGGACGAAGAGGAUGAGGAAGACGAGGAGGAUGAUGAUGAGGACUCGUCUCCGGCCAAAGGAGAGAAGAGGAAGAGGGACCCCGAGGAUGAGGACGAUGAAGAUGAUGAUUAAGGACCCGCAGACACCCCGCUAACCCCUCUGACCUCUCUCGCCCGGUGACCCCCCCCCCCCUCCGCCCGCAACACACCCCAACACCAACGACACUGGCCCUGCUCCUCUGACUCCUCCCCCCUCCACUCGGCCGUCUCCUGGGCUGCAUCUCCUUUCUGAAACUGGUCUCCUCCCACCGCGCUCUUGUCAGACCCCCUCUCGCAGAUAGAAACUGCUCCCGCUAGCUUAUAAAGCACCUCUGUAUUCCUCCCGGUUUUUCCUCCCUCGCGGGUUUUUGUCACGAUCCCAGGUGGUCUCUAGUCCGGGGUUUUUACUCACAUUUCCGCGGCUCGAUCCAAAGUAUUCCUUAACUUCUAAAAGAUACCCUGCUAUGUAAAGAACGACAAUUUACAUAAUAUAAUAACACAAAAGUUUCCCCUGAAGGAAGCUGGAUGAUAACCUGGUCUGUGAUUAUUACUUUCUGGCACCUGUGCGUUUGUGGCGACACACUUUUGCGAACUCAGGAAUAGGAUGCAAGCUUCAAAUUCACACAGCAGAUCAAAUCUCCAGCUAAUGAUUGUUUUCAUUAUCGAUGAAUCUGCCGAUUGUCGUCACGAUUAUUGGUUCUGUCUGUAAAAAAAUGUCUCUGGUUCCAGCCUCGAAGUGUCUUUCAGAGGCUGGAACCAGACAAUGUUUGGCAUUUCCGUUUAGAAAAAGGAAUUAAACAGUGACUUGAUUACCACAACAGUUGCAGGUUAGUAUUCGCUCCAUCAGUUCAUCAGUUUAUCGAGUUGUUGUUUCAGUCCUACGACGGAUUAAACUUGAGACUCUGAGGCCACAGCCCCCCCCAGCCACUUCUUAAUUAGAAAAUAAGGCCUGACGUCGAGCAGCAUGGAGUGCCUCUGUGACAUUAGCAGAAACCCUUUACUUUUUCACAUGAAAAGGAUUAUAUAAAUUAUACUUUACAAUAUGCAACUGGACAGAGUUGAUUAUUGAUUUUUGGCGUUAAACCUUGACAGAAAUCCAUGUAGGAAAGAGGCCUUUGGUGAUCGUGUUUUGUGGCUGAAAUGGGGGGAAAAACCUGUUCUCUAAAUACGAUAAAACAGAACCUCAGAUUAAAGAUAAAAACCCAUUAUUUUUCUGCAUUUCUUUGCGAUUUAUUACAUUGGCGGAAUUUUUGCGUUUCUCAGGACAUAACGUCACGAGGCGGCGUGUCUCUCCGUUUCAUACACAAGAAAAACACGUGACGGGAACGUAUCACAAUUUUAACUCUAUAUUUCUUCUCCGUUAACAAGUAAAGGCAUCAGUGGUUGCAAGAAGCUCACAAACGAUGCAUCACAGAGGCGAGAUUUUUGCUGUAAUCUAGUUUGUUUUCUUAGUUACUUUGUGAUCAAAACAGAAGCUUCUGUUUUCUUUCCUUGUUUGAAUCACAAACCAUCUCGAUCACGAGAAACGUUUGCUAUAUAAGGCUUCGAAAUCACUUUUGUGUUUUUUUUGUUUUGUUUUUGUGAUAUUUUGUUAGCUCAGUUAAAGUGUCGGUUUUCUCGUGGUCGUGGCGUAAUUACUCGGUGAACACAUAAUAACCAGGGUUUCAAGAGAGGACAAAACACGAGAAACAAAUACAUUUGGGUCUUUUCUGUGGAAGGAGAUAGAACAAGGGCUCAUGGGAGGUAACGGCACUUUUGGGAUGCGCAAACCCCCCCCCCCCCCCCCAAAACCCUUGAUUACUCCUUUUUGUCCCCCCGACUUUUCCAUCUUCCCCGACACCCCUCUCUGACAUCAUCACUCUGGGACUGAACCAGCAGCUUUGACUUCUUCACCGUGCUCCAGACAGGCUCUGCGAUGUCACUGACGGACAGUCGAACCUAGUGAAUGUGCCCCCCCCCCCCCCCAUUUCCCAGAGGCCGAGCGUGCUCAGGGCAAACUGUGUUCUCUCUCUUUUUUGCCAACAGAGCUUUUUAAAAGAAAUAUUUUUUCAAAGAAAUUGUUUUUUGUUUAAUUUUGUAUGGUUGUCUGGGGACACACACUCUCUCUCUGUCUCUCUCUCUCUCUCUCUCUCUCUCUCUCUCUCUCUCUCUGUCUCUCUCUCUCUCUCUGCCUCUGUUUUCAUUUCUCUCCUGAGAGAUCCAGUUGUUCCUUCACACUUACACUGAC
Molecule: messenger RNA, 3018 nt
Organism: Xiphias gladius (swordfish)
Lineage: Eukaryota; Metazoa; Chordata; Actinopteri; Istiophoriformes; Xiphiidae
Product: acidic leucine-rich nuclear phosphoprotein 32 family member B-like
Exons: 7
Coding region: 127-885 (252 amino acids)
Biological process (GO): regulation of apoptotic process
Cellular component (GO): nucleus
Molecular function (GO): histone binding
Source: RefSeq, a predicted model, not a curated record